AUGCCUGAAACUCGAUCAACUAGUAACUCCGAAGGAAGACAGACUAAUGGGAUAGGUCAUGGCGGUCGUGGAAGUCGUGGUGGAAGUCGUGGCGGUCGUGGAAGUCGUGGCGGUCGUGGCAGUCGAGGUCGUGGAGGUCAUGGAGGUAGUGGAGGUCGUGGAGGUCGUGGAGGUCGUGGAGGUUGUGGAGGUUGUGUUGGAGAUAGCAGCAGAGGUUCAAGUGAUCGGGAAUCCAGUGACCACAAAGAACAUUCUGAUUCCGAUGAGAUUGCAUUCACUUUGGAGAACUAUGAAAGCCGAAUGUCGUCUUGGACCAAUAAACAACUUCGUGAUGUCUUAGGAAAGCAAACUCGAACUUCUAACCGGAUUCCUACUGAAGUACAAGAAGCACUGUUAUUCCACAAAAAGAACUACUGUAAGAUUAAGUUGAUGCUGGCGCUGAUUGGGAAUGUUUCUGAAAAGAGUGUCAACUCUUGGUUAGAGCUGAAAACCGGAUUGAAUCUACUCAGGGGAGAAGAUCAACCACCAAGAAGAAAGAGCAAUUGGAAUCGGUAUGUAGCUUUCAGCAUGGAAAGCUCAAUUACACCAGUUCCUCCAAAAGGUUGUUCGGAGGGAUGGGAAGAAAGAAAUGUCCACCUUGGAAAGGCAUGGGCUGCCCUCUCUGACAAUGAAAAAAAAGUUUUCGAUGAAAAGAUUUUUUGCUUCUUUUCAAAACUACCUACUUCCCUGGACAACCAUGAUACCGAGGAAGAAGAAGAAGAAGAAGAAUCUCUUACUCCUGAGGAAGAGGCCCUCUAUCAACCUCUUUAUCAAAGAUUGGUAAAUCAUGAAAAGGUCGAGUUCUUGGCAGGUAGUUCUCAACCUCCUGAUAAUACGUCGGUGUUUUCACAAAGAGCACUCAAGCAUAUCAUCCGUAUCAAUUCCGAGCUUUUCACUGUUUCCAACCUGUACAACUUGACAUUUUACUUGUUGUCAGCGACCAGGUUCCCCGGGAAUGGAAGCUUCUGUGAAGAGUUGUCAAACGAUCCCUCCUGGCUGCAAAUUGCGAAGUCGAAGUGGUUUGCCAAGGAGAACUUUGAAGCGUAUAGUCAUGGAAGAGAUAUUCAACAAGUUCUUCAAGAAUCUUUGGCUGAAACCAACAGGCCUGCCAAACGACCAAAACAUGCUGAUACUGUAAGAACUCAGUUGCGUCAGGAGCUCAAUAAAUUACUAUGUGGUUUCCUUUUCUUAGGUCUUGCACUCGGAGUUGAAUACGAUCCUUCCCCCAAGAAAAAGGGUCCAGUUUUCCCCAAACAAAAGGAUCCGGUGACUCUGCUGGAGAAGGAACAUCCGGCUGUUAAGAUAGUCCAGUUAGAGAAUUCAACUCUGAAGGUUGAUGAGUUAGCAAUUGGGUUAGAAUAUAUGCGUAAUCCUGUACGGGAAAAGUGGCUUGAUGAUAUUAAGAAUGGUGUUUUUACCCUUGUUUCGGACACCUCUGAAUAA
Messenger RNA from Puccinia graminis f. sp. tritici CRL 75-36-700-3, 1482 nucleotides. RefSeq lists its product as uncharacterized. The transcript is spliced from 5 exons. Gene Ontology annotation, molecular function: calcium ion binding. Bases 1 to 1482 code for a protein of 493 amino acids. Gene Ontology annotation, cellular component: sarcoplasmic reticulum lumen. Gene Ontology annotation, biological process: regulation of release of sequestered calcium ion into cytosol. The record is from RefSeq and is a predicted model, not a curated record. NCBI's taxonomy places the organism in Eukaryota, Fungi, Basidiomycota, Pucciniomycetes, Pucciniales, Pucciniaceae.